AUGGGAGCAGCCGGCGGUUGGGUUUCAAAGGACGCCCUGGCAACGACGCCAAAGGAGGUCCUCAGAUUCAGGAUUUGGAUCACGGUCCUGUGGGCCUCGUGCUGCGGAGGCUUGCAUGGCGUCAAUACAGCGAACAUCUCCGGCAUCAUGAGCAUGAAGCCUUUCAAGGAAGAUUUCGGCACUGCGGAUAUGACGACUGACCAGGUUACAAAUUGGAGCGGUUGGGCUGUAUCAUCUAUGCUUCUGGGGCAACUCGUCGGAGUGCUCAUUUCAGGCCCAGUUGGAGAGCGAUGGGGACGCAAGGCAUGCAUUUGGAUCGCAGCCACGUCCUACCUCAUUGGAGCCAUCCUGAUGGCGGCGAACUUUGGCUCCCUCCCCGAACUCAUCGUCGGCCGCGUGCUUUCUGGUCUCGGUUCGGGCUUCGGCAUGACAAUCGGUGCCAUCUACAUCGCUGAGGUAGCACCCAAGGCUGUUCGUGGAGCCAUGUCGACUCUUUACAACGUCAAUAUCAUGUGCGGUGUGGCUGGUUCCUACUGGAUCAAUUACUGGGCAUUGCUACACCUCCCAAGCUCAUCACCUUGGCAGUGGCGCACACCCAUGAUCCUGCAAGUCAUUCCUGCCAUCUGUCUUUUCGCUGGACUUCUUGUCUUUCCGGAGACACCCCGAUAUCUGGCAAUGUGCGGUCGCCUUGAAGACACCAAGACGGCGCUGCUGAAUCUUCGCGGCAUUCCCGAGGAUCACCCCUACUUUGUAGAGGAGUACGAAGAGUUGGUCACCAAGGUCUACGCCGACCAAGAGGCCGAACGCGGCAUGAAAGCGUUCAAGACGCUCUUUGAGCUCUGCGGAACGGACGAGUCGAUCCGGAAGAGGCUCAUCUUCGUCAUGAUUAUCCAGACCUUGUUCAUCUUCUCUGGUGGCAACUCCAUCACCUACUAUGCCCCCACCAUCCUCAAGUCCAUGGGUCUCAACUCGGAGCAGAUCCUCCUGUUCACCGCCAUCUACGGCUGUGUCAAGGUCAUCUCGGUCCUUCUGUACGCAGUCUUCUUGUCCGACCGCUUCGGCCGCCGACCCCUCCUCCUCAUCGGCGCUACCCUCAACCUCUGCUGUCUCAUCUACCUAAGCGCUUUCCUGGGUUUGGCAGACACCGCCAACUCCGGUCCCACGGUUGCUUCCUGGUUUGCCAUCGUCGCCAUCUGCAUUUUCGCCGUCGGCUACGGUUUCGGCUGGGCUCCCGUCUUCUCCCUGACGACGUCGGAAAUCUGUCCCACGCGCUCCCGCGGCGCCAUCGUCACCGUGGCGUUCGGAUACCAGAACGUGCUCAACUUCCUCAUCUCCCGCUUCUUCCCGAACAUGACCGUCACAAUGCAUGCCUGGGGCCCCUUCGCGCUCUUCGCGGCCUUCACCGCCGUCGGCGUCGUGUGGGUGUGGCUGGCUUUCCCCGAGUGCAAGGGCAGGAGCAUGGAGACGAUGGAUCAGCUGUUCGUCAGGAAGUGGUGGCAGGUGGGCAGGCUACAGGGGAAGGAGAAGGGGCUGGGCGAGGCGAUGAUGGUGGCCGACGAGGAGGGAGAGAAGGAUCCGGAGAAGAUGGGGCCCGUGGCGAACCACGUGGAGAAGGUUUGA
Messenger RNA from Lasiodiplodia theobromae, 1620 nucleotides. RefSeq names its product Sugar transporter. Gene Ontology annotation, biological process: carbohydrate transport; transmembrane transport. The record is from RefSeq and is a predicted model, not a curated record. The transcript has 3 exons. Gene Ontology annotation, molecular function: carbohydrate:proton symporter activity. Lineage: Eukaryota; Fungi; Ascomycota; Dothideomycetes; Botryosphaeriales; Botryosphaeriaceae. Gene Ontology annotation, cellular component: membrane. Bases 1 to 1620 code for a protein of 539 amino acids.